Messenger RNA from Schistocerca nitens (vagrant locust), 1663 nucleotides. RefSeq names its product putative ankyrin-containing lipoprotein Lxx09580. Lineage: Eukaryota; Metazoa; Arthropoda; Insecta; Orthoptera; Acrididae. Gene Ontology annotation, molecular function: protein binding. The transcript has 6 exons. The record is from RefSeq and is a predicted model, not a curated record. The coding region runs from base 124 to 1335 and encodes 403 amino acids.
ACUAGCGCCAGCACCGGCAGUGCGCGGGCGGCCGCGGCGAGGGGCGAGGGGCGAGUCUGUCUGGAUACUCAACAGGGUGCUGAAGAUAUUUUGAGGAAGAAGAGACGCUUUUCCACUUCCAUCAUGUCCUGCAGAAGAACUAGUUGGCUCAUCUGCAUCUUUAUGGCAGUAGCCAUAGCAGCUGACAACAGUGGCUCAGAGUCCACGAGAGGAUCUGAUGCUGGAGUGACAGUCAGUCGUUUAAGAACCGACGAUCCAGAAGCGUUCACCGUGUCAGCAGUCGGUGAGGAUGGAGAGACGGCGGCCGCGGACCUGGCUGCCCUGCCGGCUGCGAGUAGCGGCGCUGUGGCGACUCUGGCGGAGGGCGAGGCGCGGACCAGCAGCGGCCAGGCCGGCGUGGCGGACGUGUGGGAGCCGCUGCUGCGCCGCCUCGUGCCCCCCCGUGCCCCCCAGCUGCUCGGCACGGGCCCCCAGCUGCUGGACACCGCCGACAAGUUCGCCCUGCCGGGUCUCAAGGCUGACAGCGAGCAGCAGGUGGCCGCGCAGCUGUCCGUGGAGACAAAGGCGAUGCAAAGCCAGCCUCAGGACUUGCUCCGAGUGAUUCGGCUGCUGUCUCGGCGGCCAGACGAGACCAGCACUCCAGCCACUGGAGACAGCCGCUCCAGCGGGCGCAGGUGCACCCCCGUGGCAGCCACGCCGCCACUGGCUGCCUGCCCCACUCCAGCACCAGGUGACGCUGUCGUCUCUCGCGUGAGGAGCCUUUCUGCAAUUGAGAAGGGCAGCAGGCUGCUGCAAGCAGCUAAGCAUUCGCGACUGUCAGAGAUACGGGUACUGCUGGCUGCCGGUGUGGACGUGGGAACGAUGGACGGCGACGGUUUGACCGCCCUCCACUGGGCGGCAAGGAGCGGACAGGUGGAGAUGGCCGAGUGUCUGCUCGCAGCGGGGGCAGAUGUGGACGCGCGGGACUUGACGAACUGGACCCCCCUGUACUGGGCAGCGAAACAGGGGCAGCUGGAGGUGGCGAACGUUUUGCUUUCCGCGGGGGCUGACCUCGAGGCGAGGGACAAGUGGCAGAACACGCCCGUCUUCCUGGCCGCCAUGACGGGACACGUGGACGUCUUGCGGCUGCUGGUGGCGUCCUGUGCCGACCCCAACGCCAGGGAGGAGCACCAGACGACUCCCCUGCAUUGGGCAGCGUACAACGGCCACGCAGGUGCGGCGGCUGCGUUGCUGGGGUUGGGCGCCGAGAAGAGGGCCAGGAACACAUCUGGGCGCACCCCGCUGGACGAGGCCAGGGAGUGGGGUGGCCAGCAGCUCAUAGACAUGCUCAGCUGAAGCCAGCAGUCCAGCAAAAUGUCUCUUGAGUAUAAACAGCUUCUUUUCUUAUAAUAAAAUAUACAAAAAAAACAUGCUCAGCUGAAGCCAGCAGUCCAGCAAAAUGUCUGUUGUCUACAAACAGCUUCGUUUCUUAUAAUAAAAUAUACAAAAAAACGUGCUCAGCUGGAGCCAGCAGUCCAGCAAAAUGUCUCUUGUGUAUAAACAGCUUCUUUUCUUAUAAUAAAAUAUACAAAAAAAACAUGCUCAGCUGAAGCCAGCAGUCCAGCAAAAUGUCUGUUGUCAACAAACAGCUUCGUUUCUUAUAAUAAAAUAUACAAAACAUUAA